Molecule: messenger RNA, 1748 nt
Organism: Dermacentor silvarum
Lineage: Eukaryota; Metazoa; Arthropoda; Arachnida; Ixodida; Ixodidae
Product: G-protein coupled receptor moody
Exons: 3
Coding region: 783-1748 (321 amino acids)
Biological process (GO): G protein-coupled receptor signaling pathway
Cellular component (GO): membrane
Molecular function (GO): G protein-coupled receptor activity
Source: RefSeq, a predicted model, not a curated record
ACACACAGACGUCCCAGGAAGCGUGCCUGGGUCCCACCGCCGCCCGACGACGACGUUCCUGCAGCGCGCGAUGCUGCAUGUCGAAAGAGGCGGCGCUGCGCCAACGCUGUUUCCAGGGGGUCGAUUCCACCGCCGGAACGAACGCGCGAGAUCGACGGGCACCCAGUUAGGGAAACAUCGCGAAGUUCGAAACCGCACAGAAGCUGAUCGCGCAUGACAAGACUUUGUGAAACGUCUCGUAUGCCACUCGACUACGCAAACGGAGCGUGGAAAUAGCUGAGAAAUGCAGCUAUAAGGAAUCGGAGAAGGCUGUAUACGGCAUAACUGCAAGUAUAUUAGAAGAAACCCCUAUAGCUUCUGUGGCAAAGACUAGUGCCCCACGUGACCUUGCAAAAAGGAGAAAUGAAACUUCAAGUCAUUCAGCACGACCAAACAAGCCGCAGGCUACGAAGGUAUAGCUUCGACUAACCCUCCUGGCAGCAUCUCCACGUUCGUUUUAAUUAAACACCUUCUCGCAUCUCCUCCCGCAUACGUGACAUCCAACUCUGGAUUUGGAACUUUUGGGCACUUGGUGAAGAGUUGGAGCUUGUUACAGCCCCACAACGUGACGUCACGGCAAUCCAAGAAGCUUUUGCAAACUGCCGAACGGAUCGAGUAGCGCUGCAGCCAACAAACACAUCCCCGGAGGCCGAAAGGGCCUACCCGUCGACAGAGAAAUCAAAAUGGCGCAAGCUGAGGUUCAAUGGCGUUGAACUCCCACGGUGCAAGUGCAAAGGUUGGACAUGACUGCGCCAGCGAACCCGGUGCAAUUUUCUUUGCUGGCCUUCCUGUCCGUGCUGGGCAGUGUGGUGAACCUGGCCACGGCUUGGGCCUUGCUCCGAGACGCACGACUGCGCGGCCGCGCGACCAGUUGCUUCCUGGUCAACCUGUCCCUGGCAGACCUGGCAUUCAGUCUGUUCAACGGACCGCUGGAUUCGGCUGUCUUCUAUUACGGCGGUUGGUCGCACGGUGAUCGCCUCUGCAUCGCGGCCGCCCUGAUGCGCCACGUCGCCGUGGGCAGCUCGCUGGCCAGCAUCCAGCUCAUCACGCUCAACCGGUACACGAGCGUGGUGCGGCCGAGGUCCUACGCCCGGAUCUUCAGCCCCGGCAGCUGCCUCCUGCUGGCGGCUCUCUGCUGGGUCCUACCGGCGGGGCUGCUGCUACCCGCGGCGCUGUCGGUGCCCGGCGCCAGCCUGGGCUGGGACGAGCGGCUCGAGAGCUGUACGGUGAUGCCCAGCCUCGUGUACCGGCCCGUGCUAUACCUGGGAUCGGCGCUGCUGCCGCUGCUGCUCUUCGCCGCCUGCUAUCCACGGCUCUUCAUGGCGCUGCGGCACUCGCGCCGAAGACUCACCUCGCACCUGGGAACGUUGCAGUCUAUAGCGAUGCAGCCUUCGACCAGCGCUCCAGACCUGAGCCGGGAGCCGAUGCAGCCGACGCGCUCAAACUCGAUCUGCGCGGGCCGUGGUCGAGAGCGUCAGCUUCUCGGGGUGCUGGGCGCCAUCCUGUGUUCCUUCUGCAUCUGCUACCUGCCGCUGUUGAUCAGCGUCGGACUCAACCAGACACCGCCGCUCGUUGUGCAGGGUCUGUUCUACGCGGCACCCUGCAUCAACCCGCUCGUUUACGUGGCCAUGAGCCGGGACUACCGGCGGGCAUACGCGGCCCUCUUCUGUUGCGGCGGUGGUGACGGCGGACAGUCGAACGAGGGUUGA